AUGAUCCUCCUCCAUAUGUCAAGUAUAACUUUAUUACAGAAGACGCCUGAAAAGAGUUUCUCAAGAUUCGAGAUACCCCUGAAUUUAAGGAAAAAAGUCAGAAGGAGAGCACGACAAAAGAAAGGAGGAGAAUACACAUCAAAAUCUACACAAGAGGUUGCUGAAAAAAUUGAUUCUCUUGUUCAAGAAGCUGAAAAAGGUGCAAUUGUUCCAGAUGGACGUAACGAUAUCUUAUCAUUAGCCAUUGGAACAUCUGAGCAUGGAGAGGAGGAGGAUAUUAGGUGUUUCAGAGAAAAGGAUGUACAGUAUGAACUGCAACAGCAGUGCUUGGGAGUUCCAAAUAUUCUUGAUGUCAUGGUCCUCACCCUCACCGGCACUGUUUAUUUAAAACUGCCCAAGGCCUAG
Messenger RNA from Vicia faba (fava bean), 405 nucleotides. Lineage: Eukaryota; Viridiplantae; Streptophyta; Magnoliopsida; Fabales; Fabaceae. The record is from the annotation of a GenBank genome assembly.